This is a messenger RNA of Lobosporangium transversale, 569 nucleotides long. RefSeq names its product NUDIX hydrolase domain-like protein. The record is from RefSeq and is a predicted model, not a curated record. Gene Ontology annotation, biological process: dGTP catabolic process. Bases 22 to 486 code for a protein of 154 amino acids. Gene Ontology annotation, molecular function: 8-oxo-7,8-dihydrodeoxyguanosine triphosphate pyrophosphatase activity. The transcript has 4 exons. Gene Ontology annotation, cellular component: cytosol. Lineage: Eukaryota; Fungi; Mortierellomycota; Mortierellomycetes; Mortierellales; Mortierellaceae.
AUUUAAUAAAGAAAUCAAGCAAUGACGAUCGCAAACAAAGCUGUCCAGGUCGGGAUUGGUGUGUUGACCAUGCACCAAGGCAAGGUCUUGGUUGGAAAAAGAAUCGGAAGCCAUGGAGCAAAUACAUGGCAGCUUGCUGGAGGCCAUCUUGAGUUUGGCGAAACAUUUGAAGAAUGUGCCAUCCGAGAAGCACAGGAGGAAACCGGCCUCAAUCUUGACCCAGCCUCAGCCAAGGUCGUCACUGCCAACAACAAUAUUAUGUCUGAUAUUGACAGACACUACGUAACCGUCUUUAUCUCCGCUAAUGUUGUUGGCAAUGCUGAGGCUAAGGUCAUGGAACCAUUGAAAUGUGAGCGAUGGGAAUGGAUCACACAAGGACAACUACUCGACGAUAAUGGACCCUACAGACCACUUUUCUCACCUUUGGCCAAGUUGAUUACAGAGCACGACCUAACAUCGGUGUUUGCCCAGAGUGCCAGAAAAUAAUAAUUGAAGCUGUCAACAUACAAUAGAGUUAAGGAAGAUAUAUUAUACAAUGAACAGUAUUUUAUAUUGUUGUAAGAUUUCAC